GAAUCUAUAGACUAAAGAGCUUAGUGCUGGUUUGUAGUCAACAAACAAAAGUGUCAGCUUUCCCAAAAAGAAAAAACCCCAACAAAGAACUCACCACUUCCUACACUCAUCACACUUCUAUUACUUGCUGUCUUUUUCCUUCUCUUUCAUCUUUCAUUCAAUGGAACUUCAGAGGUUCCUCUCCUUGUACAUUGUCUUUUUCAUAGCCUUCACAACAAGCUGUUUCACUUCUUCUUCAACUGCAUCUGAUGUUCAGCUUCUCUUACAGAACAUUAGACCUUCACUUCAAGGCAACACUGAUAACUUGUUGUUAUCUUCAUGGAACACUUCAGUUCCUAUCUGUCAAUGGAGAGGUCUAAAAUGGGUUUUCACAAAUGGUACUUCUUUGCUUUGUACUGACCUUUCUUCACCACAGUACACAAGUCUUUCUCUUUAUAGAAACCCAUCUUUACAUCUUGUUUCACUUCAGUUACCAUCAGCUAAUCUCACUGGAACACUUCCAAGAGAACUUGGUGAGCUUUCUGCACUUCAAAGUCUCUAUCUUGGUGUUAAUGAACUUCAUGGGAACAUUCCACUUGAGCUUGGGUAUAGUUCUUCUUUAUCUGAUAUUGAGUUGAGUGGAAAUAACCUGAGUGGGACGCUUCCAACUUCAAUAUGGAAUCUUUGUGAUAGGCUUGUUUCUCUUAAGGUUCAUGGUAAUUCUUUAUCUGGUUCACUUCCUAAUCCUGCUUUACCUGAUGCUACUUGCAAAAAGUUGGAGUUUCUUGAUUUUGGACAAAACAUGUUUUCUGGGACUUUUCCUGAGUUUAUAACUAGGUUUAAUGGUCUUAAAGAGCUUGAUUUAGGGGAUAAUAAGUUUUCAGGGGCAGUACCUGAGACAUUAGCUGCAUUAAAGCUGGAAAAAUUGAAUCUUUCACAUAAUAAUUUUAGUGGGGCGUUGCCUAAUUUUGGGGGAGAAAAGUUUGGAGGAGAAGUGUUUGAGGGAAAUAAUCCUACUCUUUGUGGACAUCCUUUGGGGGCUUGUAGUGGAAGUUCUGGUUUGAGUCCUGGUGCAAUUGCUGGUAUUGUUAUUGGUUUAAUGACUGCAUUGGUAGUUGUGGCUUCAUUGUUGAUUGGGUAUUUUCAAGGGAAAAAAAGGAAACAUGCCGAUGAAGAAGAGGAGGAAUUUGAGGAAGGUGAAGAUGAGGAAACUGGUUGUGGUGAGGGGAAGCUUAUAUUGUUUCAGGGAGGUGAGCAUUUGACUUUGGAGGAUGUGUUGAAUGCGACGGGGCAAGUUAUGGAGAAGACGAGUUAUGGGACUAUUUAUAAGGCAAAAUUAGCUGAUGGUGGAACUAUAGCUUUGAGGUUGUUGAGGGAAGGAAGUUGUAAGGAUGGAGGUUCUUGUUUAACUGUGAUUAGACAGCUGGGAAGAGUUCGACACGAGAAUUUGAUUCCUUUGAGAGCUUUCUAUCAAGGGAAGAGAGGGGAGAAGCUUCUCAUUUAUGAUUAUCUCCCAAACAGAAAUCUUCAUGAACUUUUACAUGAAUCAAGAGUUGGGAAGCCAGUUUUGAAUUGGGCUAGAAGACACAAAAUAGCGUUGGGCAUAGCCAGAGGACUAGCACACCUUCAUGGUCUGGAAACACCUAUUACCCAUGGGAAUGUUAGGUCAAAGAAUGUUCUUGUCGAUGAAUUCUUUGUUGCCAGGCUUACUGAAUUCGGACUUGACAAGAUAAUGAUCCCAGCAGUAGCUGAUGACAUCGUAGCACUUGCAAAAGCUGAAGGCUACAAGGCACCGGAGCUGCAAAGGAUGAAGAAGUGCAAUUCGAGAACUGAUGUUUAUGCUUUCGGUAUCCUACUGCUGGAGAUUCUGCUAGGAAAGAGACCUGGAAAGAAUGGAAGAAAUGGGGACAACGUCGAUUUGCCUGCAGUAGUGAAAGUGGCAGUUUUGGAGGAAACGACAAUGGAGGUAUUCGACGUGGAGCUUUUGAAGGGAAUUAGGAAUCCAAUGGAAGAAGGUUUGGUACAGGCGUUGAGACUUGCAAUGGGUUGUUGUGCUCCUGUUGCUACUGUUAGACCGACGAUGGAUGAAGUAGUGAGGCAGUUAGAGGAGAACAGACCUAGAAACCGGUCUGCUUUGUACAGCCCUGCUGAAACUAGGAGUGGAAGUGGUACUCCCUUUUAAAGCUCAUGUUGUUAUUUUAGUAAUGAAUAUUGUUUUAUAUUAUGCCUGUGAGGGCUAAAUGGUUAUAGCUUUCUUACUCUUUCAACUA
Molecule: messenger RNA, 2249 nt
Organism: Lycium barbarum (goji berry)
Lineage: Eukaryota; Viridiplantae; Streptophyta; Magnoliopsida; Solanales; Solanaceae
Product: putative kinase-like protein TMKL1
Exons: 2
Coding region: 161-2161 (666 amino acids)
Biological process (GO): protein phosphorylation
Molecular function (GO): protein binding; ATP binding; protein kinase activity
Source: RefSeq, a predicted model, not a curated record